CAUAGCUAUGCCAGGGAUGUUUUGAAGGGAACUAUUGAUGGCAAUAUGACCAACUGUUUACAUAGUUUGUGCUAUGCAAACAUGAAUAUUGAUCGCUGAACAUUUUGCAUAUAAACCCAAUCAAAUUUCCGUUAUAUUCCGUUUUCUCAAUAUAUGUUUUAAAAUAUUCCAUAUAGGAAGUGUCGUGCGUGGGUUAUUGCAUCAAUACAUGUGUUCGUAACAUAUUUUGCAUCGUGUGUGUAUUGCACGGAGGAGACGGGACUCCAUUAUGUGCUGUGUCGCUGUGCUGUUUGGGUACCAUUCUGUGAUGUGACGAUAUAUAGCACAAGACAUGAGUGAUGACAACCCCUCACAUCCCCUGGUCACAGACAAGUUAAGCACCAGUAGAUACAUGGAGGAAAACUCGGGAAACAGCAGGCGUGAGACCGCGAGACCGGAAGCAGAGAAACGAGAGAAGACUCUGGGUUCUAAGCUUGAGUUGAGGAAGAAACUCAUCCAGAGGCGAAGAUGGCUCGUGGAUCUCAAGUUUGCGACGGCGAUAUCUGGAAUUAUAUUCAUGGUGGUAGAAAAUGAACUCUACUUCUCCAACAUGUACGAGAAAGGUCAUAUAGUGUCCCUUUGCCUUAAGUCUCUGACGUCGAUCUCUACCUUGCUGCUGUUGGUGGCCAUAUGCAUGUAUUACCAUACGGGGAUGGAGAUCCGGAUGGUGGAAUGUGGCGUGGAUGACCCGCUCGUAGUUACCCCCUUAUCCACGUGGUUCAUGCUGGUAGCUGAGCUGGUCGUCUGUGCGAUUCACCCAUUCCCUGGAGAUAUUAAUAUUGCCAUGGAGACAGUAAAGGAAAUUAAAGUUGCCUCCAGUAUUGAUAGAAUCCUAUCCGUGUUAAUGAUGUUCCGGCUUUAUAUUGUCGGUAGUUUCAUGGUGGUGCAUAGUCGGCUUCUAACAGAUCCUUCUACUCAGAGUAUUGGAGCCUUGAGUACAGUUAGAAUAAACCCAUUCUUUGUGUUGAAGUCCGCCAUGAACAAGCAUCCCGUGUUUGUGAUUGCCUUCAUAAUGCUAUCCAUGUAUACAGUAAGUGUGUGGGCUAUGAGAACCUGCGAACUGUACUACACCACGACAACUGAUCUCACAAGUUUUAUGUGGUUGUCCGCCAUGACCUUCCUGACAAUUGGAUACGGGGAUUUGACGCCACAUACCCAAUGCGGACAUUUUGUCGCCAUUGUGACCGGUCUCAUGGGACUAGGUUCGUGUGCUCUGUUGGUUGCUGUUCUAGCCCGCCGCUUGGAGCAGAGCAGAUCAGAACGCUAUGUUUAUAACUUCUUAACAAGAAUACACCUGCAGAAUAAACGAAAAACCGCCGCAGCAAACGUCGUGAAGCUAGUUGUCCGGAUCUGGAUUAACAAAUGCAGGUAUGGUUCUGGAAGGUCGCUUACUAUCCUGAACUGGAAGUUACGGAACGCUGUGAGGACUAUGAGACUUGCGCGUGCAUCUUUGGCAGAAAUUGACGGUACGUCGAUUGGUUUGAUUGAGCUCAGUCAAAUGAUGACGCGGGUUAACAGAAUGAUUGACGUCAUGUUGUCGUCACAGAACAAGGUGAGUCAACAACUACGGCUGAUUGAGAAACAAAUGGCCAAACUGAAGGUCAAGGCAAAAGUACCAAAGAGCUGACGAUUAGUCAACGAUUCUUGACUGAACUUUAUAACGCUGUCACCAUAAGCAGCCGCGGUAAAGAGAUAUGAAUAUAAAUUAUGCAUAUUUCAAUAUAGAUGUUCUUAUUUUUUGCAUAAAGCAUUACCCAGCCAUAAUAUACGAGUGUAUAUUGACGAGUUCUACAGCCACUCCAGUAUGUAGGCAGUAGCUUGUGUCUUGUGAAGGG
Haliotis rufescens (red abalone) is the source of this 1874-nucleotide messenger RNA. Its product is annotated as small conductance calcium-activated potassium channel protein 3-like. Gene Ontology annotation, molecular function: calmodulin binding; small conductance calcium-activated potassium channel activity. NCBI's taxonomy places the organism in Eukaryota, Metazoa, Mollusca, Gastropoda, Lepetellida, Haliotidae. Gene Ontology annotation, cellular component: neuron projection; neuronal cell body; plasma membrane. The transcript has 2 exons. Gene Ontology annotation, biological process: potassium ion transmembrane transport. Bases 332 to 1666 code for a protein of 444 amino acids. The record is from RefSeq and is a predicted model, not a curated record.